Messenger RNA from Diceros bicornis minor, 1932 nucleotides. RefSeq names its product NUBP iron-sulfur cluster assembly factor 2, cytosolic (gene NUBP2). Gene Ontology annotation, biological process: iron-sulfur cluster assembly. Gene Ontology annotation, cellular component: cytosol. The coding region runs from base 347 to 1399 and encodes 350 amino acids. Gene Ontology annotation, molecular function: 4 iron, 4 sulfur cluster binding; ATP-dependent FeS chaperone activity; ATP binding. The transcript is spliced from 7 exons. The record is from RefSeq and is a predicted model, not a curated record. Lineage: Eukaryota; Metazoa; Chordata; Mammalia; Perissodactyla; Rhinocerotidae.
GGGCAGUGUCCGGUCCGCGGCCACCGAGGGUAGCGGGAACUGGCCGGCCGGCAGCCGCUGGUCUGGGCUCCGGGCUUUUAGCAAGUCUUCUUUACGGCGUGAAGGCCGCGGAGGUGCACGUGUGUGUGCGACAUCUUCAGGGACGAGUCCGCCGUGAUGAUAGCGCCGUGCGUGGACGUGCCGCUCAGGGGCCUGUGGGUGUCGGCGAGAACGCAGACCAGAUUUUGAUGUUAAAAAUGCAAAUACUGCCCCAUUUUAUGCCGGGGGUUUUUGAUUCGGUGGCCUGGUGAUCCGGAAGAUUUGAGUCUUAGGUUUUAAACAGGACUUAGGAAGAAGUCUUGUUUAAAUGCUGGCUUUUAAAGAGAAGAAACUGGGACAUCACACGCUCUUAUUCUCUGGGAGUAUUCUAGCUUUCCAAGCGUUAGUACUGAGAAACACGGAAGUUGUGUGGGACGGAAUACAGACAAAGCCUGGACACCUGGCUGGCAUCCGGCACAUCAUCCUCGUCCUCUCAGGAAAGGGGGGCGUCGGGAAAAGCACCAUCUCCACAGAGCUGGCCCUGGCCCUGCGUCACGCGGGCAAGAAGGUGGGGAUCCUCGACGUGGAUCUGUGUGGCCCCAGCAUCCCCCGCAUGUUCCGGGCGCAGGGCAGGGCCGUGCACCAGUGUGACAGCGGCUGGGUGCCUGUCUUUGUGGACCAGGAGCAGAGCAUCUCCCUCAUGUCUGUGGGCUUCCUGCUGGAAAAACCGGACGAGGCCGUGGUGUGGAGAGGCCCCAAGAAGAACGCGCUGAUAAAGCAGUUUGUGUCUGACGUGGCCUGGGGGCAGCUGGACUACCUGGUUGUGGACACACCCCCGGGGACCUCUGAUGAGCACAUGGCCACUGUGGAAGCCCUGCGCCCUUACAGCCCCCUGGGGGCCCUCGUGGUCACCACACCCCAGGCGGUAUCCGUGGGGGACGUGAGGCGGGAGCUGACCUUCUGUAGGAAGACAGGGCUGCGGGUGAUCGGGGUCGUGGAGAACAUGAGCGGUUUUGUCUGCCCGCACUGUGCGGAGUGCACCAGCGUCUUCUCCAGGGGAGGUGGCGAGGAGCUGGCCAGACAUGCCGGAGUCCCCUUCCUAGGUGAGCGGAUCGGGGCUGCCCCCUCCAGCCUCUACUCUGGGUGGUCUGACCUGCGUCUGCCCACUGUGCCUGAGGGAGAGAAAAACGGCAGCAGCUGGUUACUCUCGUCUUCCUCAAGCUCAUCUCGGACAGGCUCUGUGCCCUUGGACCCUCAGCUCACAAGGAGCCUGGAGGAGGGCCAAGACUUCAUCCAGGAGUUCCCCAAGAGCCCUGCAUUUCCUGCACUCUUCUCCAUAGCCCAGAAGAUUCUGAAUGAGACGCCUGCUCAACUCUCCUGACCGAGGCAGCUUCCAGCGUCUCCUCCUGGCGCCAUUGUGGGCUUGCGCUCACAGACUUGAGCAGGCGUCCUGGGUGAGGGUCCUGGAACCUGCAGAGACUGGCCUUCGCGGCUGUCACUGUGCCUGCGUCUCCCUGCUCUUGGAGACAUUUCUGGUGCUCCAGCAGCAUGUUGGCGUCAGAGCUGUUGACCGUGAGUGGUUCUGCUGGGUUGGCCUGUGGCGGAGCCCAGGGGAAAACAUGGGGUCCGGGUGCCAUGGCCUGAGCUCUCUGGUGACAUCACGUUCACCCCACAUCUCAGUAUUCACACGCCUCAGACAGACGGACAAGCUGCCCCUCUCAGCUGAGUCUCCAUGUUGUUCACAAAGCUUGUGUGUCUGCAGGCUUGCUGGGGCCUCCACUGUCCUCAGGUGCCCUGGGUUCUUGGCAGCCGGUGGGUCUGUGAGAGAUCGUGGUGACAGAGGGGAACACCCUGUAAGGUGUUAAAACUCGUAAUUUCAGAGGAACUCACGAUUAAACAUAUCCUACCGCCAUG